Molecule: messenger RNA, 2248 nt
Organism: Syzygium oleosum
Lineage: Eukaryota; Viridiplantae; Streptophyta; Magnoliopsida; Myrtales; Myrtaceae
Product: phosphatidylinositol/phosphatidylcholine transfer protein SFH8
Exons: 14
Coding region: 67-1947 (626 amino acids)
Source: RefSeq, a predicted model, not a curated record
AUCUGAUCUCGGGGGCUUUUCUUUUUUUGGUCGCAGGGAGGGGGGGCUUUUGCUGCUGCUUUGGAGAUGUCGGGACCACUGGAUCGGUUCGCGAGGCCUUGCUUUGAGGGAUUUUCUGGUAGUGAUGAAAAAAGAGAGAGGAAAUCUGACUUUGAAAACUCUGAAGAUGAGAGGAGGACUAGAAUGGGUUCCCUCAAGAAAAAGGCGAUAAAUGCGUCUUCGAAGUUCAAACAUUCCUUGAAGAAAAAGAGCAGUAGAAGGAAAAGUGAUGGUAGAGUUAGCUCUGUUUCCAUUGAGGAUGUUCGGGAUGUAGAAGAGCUACAGGCAGUUGAUUCAUUUCGACAGGCACUGAUUUUGGAUGAAUUGCUGCCAGACAAGCACGAUGAUUAUCACAUGAUGUUACGGUUCUUGAAGGCAAGAAAAUUUGAUAUUGAAAAGGCAAAGCACAUGUGGGCUGACAUGAUUCAGUGGAGAAAGGAAUUUGGUGUUGACACUAUUAUGGAGGAUUUUGAAUUUAAAGAGUUAGAUGAAGUUCUGAAGUAUUAUCCUCAUGGAUAUCAUGGUGUGGAUAAAGAGGGAAGACCAGUUUACAUUGAAAGGCUGGGAAAAGUUGAUCCUACCAAGCUUAUGCAAGUCACGACUCUUGAUCGAUAUAUUAGAUAUCAUGUGCAAGAAUUUGAGAAAAGCUUUAUUGUCAAGUUUCCAGCUUGUACGAUAGCUGCAAAGAGGCACAUAGAUUCGAACACAACCAUUUUAGAUGUGCAAGGCGUGGGCUUUAAGAACUUCACUAAAUCUGCGCGAGAACUCAUUACGCGACUUCAGAAGAUUGAUAGUGACAACUACCCGGAGACUCUCUUCCAAAUGUUCAUCAUCAAUGCUGGUCCUGGAUUUAAGCUGCUGUGGAAUACUGUCAAGUCAUUUCUGGAUCCAAAAACUACUAACAAGAUACAUGUUCUUGGAAGCAAGUUUCAGAACAAGUUGCUUGAGAUAAUUGAUGCCAGUGAGUUGCCAGUAUUUCUAGGUGGCACCUGCACCUGUGCUGAUCAGGGUGGUUGUCUUCGAUCUGACAAGGGGCCAUGGAAAAACCCAGAUAUAUUGAAGGUGGUUUUAAGUGGUGAAUCACGACGAGCCAGACAGGUUGUUAAGGUUUUGAAUAGUGAGGGGAAGGUCAUUGCUUAUGCUAAGCCACGGUUUCCAAUGGUUAAAGGGAGUGAUACAUCGACUGCUGAAUCGGGAUCUGAAGCUGAAGAUAUUGCCUCCCCAAAAGCAAUGAAGAGUUACUCUCAUCUUCGGUUGACUCCUGUUCGAGAAGAAGCUAAGGCAAUUGGAAGGGCAAGCUAUGCUGGAACGUUCUCAGGGUAUGAUGAAUAUGUGCCCAUGGUUGAUAAAGCAGUUGAUGCUGGUUGGAAGAAGCAAUCAACCCUUCAGAGGCACUUUGCUUCUAAAGGAACUGUAGCCCAGCCAGACCCUCCAAAGACACCAGAAGGACUUCGUGCUCGGAUUUUAUUAGCUGUUAUGGCCUUCUUCAUGACUCUUUUUGCUUUGCUCCGAUCAAUAACACACCGUGUUACUAAGAAGCUUCCCAGCGCACCACUUAAUGUUGACCAGAAUAUUUCCGAAGUUGCUCCUGAUAGUACUCAGAAGGAAGAGUUCCGUCCCCCAUCACCUACUCCGGCAUUUACUGAGGCAGAUCUCCUCUCCUCUGUACUGAAAAGACUGGGUGAGCUGGAGGAGAAGGUCGAUACACUUAAAGCAAAGCCAUCUGAAAUGCCCUAUGAGAAAGAGGAAUUGCUUAAUGCUGCUGUUUGCCGUGUUGAUGCCUUAGAAGCAGAGCUAAUUGCUACUAAAAAGGCUCUAUAUGAGGCCUUGAUAAGGCAAGAGGAGCUGCUUGCAUACAUAGAUCAUCAACGAGAGACGCAAUUUCGGAAAAAGAAGUUUUGCUGGUAAGAGUGUUUUGCUGAUGGAGAGAAAGAUAGAGAGAGGACCAGGGGAUACUUGUUAUUCCUCAUGGACGCCUUCGAACGGUGUUCCACAUAUCUUGUGUUGAUACUAUGGGGGGGAAUACACAAGCCCAAGAAACUGGAUUGUCAUGCGCAGACUGUAAGGAUAUAUAUGCAGAAUUAUUGUGCAUAAAAUUUGUCUUUUGAUUUGUCCCAGCUUCUUUCCUUGUUUGCAGUGUGAGGUGAGUAAAACUUGAGACCUAAUAUUUCUACAUAAUUUAAGCUUCUAUAUUUGUUUGUUUGGCAAA